AUGACCAGGAACAAGAUCCCAUUAUGGUGGCAAGACUGUUUUCUUUUACACUGUCCACAACUGCUCUAUCCUAACCCAAGUAGCAGUGGAGGUUUGAAAUAUGGGGGAAGAGAAUUUGAAGGAGAAGAAGAAUAUCUGGAGAUCCUCGGCAUCACCAGGGAGCAGUCAGGCAAAUAUGAGUGCAAAGCUGCCAAUGAGGUCUCCUCGGCGGAUGUUAAGCAAGUCAAGGUCACUGUGAACUAUCCUCCUACUAUCACAGAAUCCAAGAGCAAUGAAGCCACCACAGGGCGACAAGCUUCACUCAAAUGUGAAGCCUCGGCAGUGCCUGCGCCUGACUUUGAGUGGUACCGGGAUGAUACCAGGAUAAACAGUGCCAAUGGCCUUGAGAUCAAGAGCACGGAGGGCCAGUCCUCCCUGACGGUGACCAAUGUCACUGAGGAGCACUACGGCAACUAUACCUGCGUGGCUGCCAACAAGCUUGGGGUCACCAAUGCCAGCCUAGUCCUUUUCAAGCGUGUUUUACCCACAAUUCCCCACCCCAUUCAAGAAAUUGGCACCACCGUGCACUUCAAGCAAAAAGGACCUGGGUCGGUGAGAGGAAUAAAUGGAUCCAUCAGUCUGGCCGUACCACUGUGGCUGCUGGCAGCAUCUCUGCUCUGCCUUCUCAGCAAAUGUUAAUAGAAUAAAAAUUUAAAAAUAAUUAAAAAACACACAAAAAUGCGUCACACAGAAUACAGAGAAAAAGAGAGAGAGAGAGAGAGAGAGAGAGAGAAAGAUGGGGGGGAGACCGUUUAUUUCACAACUUUGUGUGUUUAUACAUGAAGGGGGAAAUAAGAAAAUGAAGAAGAAAAUACAGCAUUUAAAACAAUUUUACGGUCCACCAAUAAAAUAUUAAGUCUAAUUCAGGAUGGA
Messenger RNA from Carlito syrichta (Philippine tarsier), 912 nucleotides. It is a transcript of the gene LSAMP, whose product is annotated as limbic system-associated membrane protein. Bases 1 to 678 code for a protein of 225 amino acids. The record is from RefSeq and is a predicted model, not a curated record. The transcript has 7 exons. Lineage: Eukaryota; Metazoa; Chordata; Mammalia; Primates; Tarsiidae. Gene Ontology annotation, biological process: homophilic cell-cell adhesion. Gene Ontology annotation, cellular component: plasma membrane.